This is a messenger RNA of Rotaria socialis, 4554 nucleotides long. Lineage: Eukaryota; Metazoa; Rotifera; Eurotatoria; Philodinida; Philodinidae. The record is from the annotation of a GenBank genome assembly.
AUGAUGACAGAAAAAUACUGUCGACUACCACCAACACCACCAUCAUCAUUUUCUUGUUCAACAAUAUAUCAUACGCCAACAACAAAACAUCGUAUACAUGAAAUAAAAGAUCGUCUUCAUUGUCAGAAAAAACAAUUAUCAACAGUACUUGAACAAAAUAAUAUGAAAUUAUUACUAAAACAACCACAAACAAUACGAACAUAUUCAUUAUAUGAUGUACAAGAUCGUAUUGAUUAUUUUGAAAAGAAAAAAUUAACGGAUGAUAGCGAAAAUAAUGCCAAAGAAAAGACCGUUUCUCAUCCUUCAUUGACAACAUCGUCUGAAACAUUACAAUCAGUUAUUGCUAAUACAUUGCAACAAACAUUUUUCAAUCACGAGUCUUAUGGUAGUGCUUUAUCACGUACGAUGAUGAAUUCAAGAAUACAUGAUAGUUUGAUUGGUAAACGCCGAAGCCUGUCAAGUAGCCAACUGAUCUCUACGAAUGACCAGAAAAGAUUAAAUCGUUUUUAUCCAUCAUUAUCUAAGCGAGUACGAACGUAUUCUCUUUCGAAUCAUACAACAAUGGCUAUCGCCACGACAACAACGUUUUCGGAAGACCACAAUACUGAACAUCAAGAAACAAAUAGUAAUGAUCUUGAAAAUACCUAUUUCUAUCCGGAAGAAACAACUCGAUUAGAUGAUGGCAUAUCACUUACAACAAUUACGUCAAAUUUUCCAGUUAAAAUAAAGAAUGCACAACACGACGUUAGCGUUUGUUCAGAUACAGCUGUUUCGCAAUCAGACACAGAAGAGAAUUCAGAAGCAAUAAGACCUGCUGAUCAAAAUCUUAAUAAUACAUAUGAUAUCAAUAUGGUGAUUGAUACGCAAAAUGAAAAUAGCAACAAUAAUGAAGAACAAAUUAUUCGAAUACGGCUUAGUUUAACACCGCCAGAUGAUAAUUUUGCCGGUGUAGUUCAUGCAAAAAAAUGUACAGUUGUCAAAGAACAACAAUGCUUAUCCGAUUAUGGCAAUGUUAAUCAUUGCUUUAAACAAGGAAAUAAGAUAAGGUCAAAUAUAGACGAUGUCUCGUUAAAUAAAUCGAUGACAUCGUCUUUAACACAUGGGCACAAUCGAAGAGUUUCAACCGAUGAACAGUUAAGUCAACAGACGGAGCGAGCAAAUGAUAACGAAAAUAAUGAUGAUGUUUAUUGUAAAGCAAAUCAACAAGCAAUUGUUCAUUCAAUCAAGAUGAAUAAUGAUAUUGAAAUGAUGAUACGACAAGAAAAUGAUGAUGACGAUGGGCAUUAUUCAGACGACUCACAUUACUCAGAUGAUUUAAGGUACUCAUCGGAUGCGGCUCGUAACAGCUGUGCAAGUGACGAUCUAAAUAAUACAAGUUCAACAUUACGUCAAGAGGCUAUUUCAAUAACACGAGUUCGCUGUAAACGGCGUAAAACAUGGAUACGUGCAACAAGCUCACCAACACGAUCUUCUACUACUAAUAAUAAUAAUACAAAAUCUACAUCCUAUAUUCAACAGUCGAAUUUAAAAAAACCUCUUAUUCAACAACUUUUAUCAAAUAAUCAAGUUCAUGGAACGAAUGCUCGUCAAAACGCAAGCGUGAACUCAACGAUAACAACAAAAACAGCUACAUCUACGGUUCUCAAUCAGACACGUGUUAAAACAACUACGGCCGCAAUGUUGUUACACAACAAUUCACUGAUUUCGAAUAAUAACAAAAACAAGAAUAGUGAAGCACUUUCCUACGACUAUAUAUCAUUAAAUGAUGAUUAUCACUCGAUUACAAUCGAUGAAUCACAACAGCCGUCAAAAACAACUAGUACUCUAACUAAAGAUUCGUCAUCAUCGUCUAAGACGAACGAUUUUUAUCAAACAUCAUUGAGUCCGGUUAAACGCUUAUUAAAUGAAAGUAUAGAUUCAAAUAUUGAAAUCAUCCAAAUGGAUGAACAAGAAUGUAUACUAGAAAUUGUGGACGGUGUUUUAACGAUUGUACCAAAAGAAAAAUCAAUAUCAUCAUCAAUAGAAAGUAAUGAAGAAAAAAAUCGACAACAACCACAGAUUAUUAAUUAUAAUUCAACUCAACAUCAGAAACAACGUUCAUCAUCAGUAGCUUCAUCGAUUUCAACACCCUCGUUAUCCGAACAUGAACAAGAACGUGAUGAUCUAUCAUCGUCUUCAUCAUCCCGUUUACCACCAAAACCAUUUAUACUAUCACAUGAUAUUCCAACAAUAAAACCUUUGUCUCCUAUUCCAACUGAACAAUCAGCGGAUGUUCUUGACUUAUAUUCAACUCCAUUUAUUUCAAAUAACAACAAAAUCCAAAAAUCUUUACUUGAUGAUUCUCUAUCAUCAGUUUCAUCAGGCAGUGAUCGUCCAGUACAAAUGAAAAAACAGCAAUCAAAUAUUCUACGUUCAUCAUCGCCAAUUAAUAAUAAAUCGAAAUCUUCAUCAAUCAAAGACACCUCGCCAUCAACCGUCGAAAAUCAGACGCAUUCAAAUAAAUGUACUGUUCUUAGCCAACUACUGGAAACAGUUAAGCGAGUUUCGCCAACCAUUGAAGCGGACAGUGAAAAACCGAAAUUAGAUUAUUCAUUGCCUAAAACUGAAUCAAUACCAGUUUCGAAGUCAGAUUAUUCAUUACCUAGAUCUGAUUCAAUACCUGUUUCGAAAUCAGAUUAUUCAUUACCUAAACCUGAAUCAAUACCAGUUCCCAAGCCAAUUAAUAAAGCUCGUAUAAACGAAUUUGCAUCUCUCUUAUCAUCAUCGGUUCACUUAUCUCAACCGCAGCCAAUUAAAAAAUCAACCACAGCAAUAAAAACAAUCUCAUCACCAACACAUUCAGAAGAGCAAACAUUUACAUCGGUACAAUCAUUAAAUAGCGAUCGGGAAGAACGUGAAUCAUAUCAUACAGUAGUAUCAAAUAAUUCCGAACAAGAACAAAUUAAAAAACAUAUUGAUGCACGUUAUAAUGAUAAAUUAGAUGAUCGUGGCUCUAUUAAAAUAAAAACAGCAAAUAUAAAAGCUUUAUUUGAACAAAAAAUUUCCGAUACAAACAAAGCAUUAUCGCAAUCAACUGAACAUUUAUUACAUUUAACUGAAAUUAAGCAAACACAUAAAAAAAUACCGAUAAGUUAUGAAUGUUUAAAAAGAAAUUUACCAAAUUAUCAGCCAGUAGUAGCGAAUAACAAUAAACGAAAUUCAUUUCAAGACUCUUUCACUAUGAAUAAAUUUAAUGAUCAUAUUGUUGGAACAAAAGAUGUUGUCAUUGAAGAUAAACAGCAUGAAAAUGGUCAUGGGGUUCAACUUCGUCGAAAUACAUUUGAUCAAAUAGUUCAUUCAACAACUAACUCGUCAUCGAAUUCUCCUGUACUAUCAACAAACGGUCAUAGUUCAGAGUCAUUACUUGCUCGAGAAAUACGUGAAACCAAAGAAAAAGAAGAAGAACUAAAACGGCAACGAAAAAAAUGUGGUCUUGCUGACGAUGGAACUAGUUCAACAUUAAAUUCUACUAAUGACUCAAUGAAAUCGGAAUCUACAUUAUCAACCAAUCCACCCGUUAAAAGUAGUUCAUUUUUAUCCAAUCUAGAUUUUUUUUCAUCAAAAGCCAAUGGCUCUUUAAAUGAAUCAACAUCAACAAUAACUUCUCCACGCCGUUCAAUAGUUUCAACACAAAAUCUCAUCUAUGAUUCACACAGUUCAUCAUCGUCAACAUCAUUAUCAAAUCAUGGCCGUCAAACAUCGAACGAUGAAUUAAAACAAGUAACAAAUGUUGUUUCUCAAGAAUUGAAUCGUUUCAAUGAAAAUGGUAUAUCAAUACUUCGUACAUGUUCAAUCAAUGGAACACUCUAUCGUUCAUCAUCAAAUCAAAAUAUUGUUUCAACACAAAAUGUCAAUAACAUCGUUCAGCGUGAAAUCGAAGCUAUACGUGCUAAAGAAGCAGAAUUGCGACAGUUAGGUCGUAUUCAGCAUACAAGCGAUGAACAUGCCGAUCCUAGAAAAUAUCAAGAACUGAUUUCAACAUUACCAAAAAGUCAAUCAAUAAGUACACUCUCAUCAGUAAAACUACGACGCGAUAGUGAUAAUCAACAUCUAUCACGUCAUCAUGUACCAUUAACUGCAACAACAAAUGGAUUUUUAAAACCUAAAACAAAUAAUAAUAUAUCUGUUUCAUCAAUACGUGGAAAAUUUCCAAGUCCAAAUCCUGCCGCACCCGUUGUUAGUUCAUCGAAUGGUUCCAAUGAUCUUUCGAAGUUAUCAUCCAUUGAUCGACUUGAAUUAGAAAAACGACAGUGCCAAGAACGAGAACAAGAAUUAAAAAAACAACGCAAUUCAAUAACCGCUAGUAUAUCAUCAACAAAUACAACUAUCAAUGGUGAUUCAGGUAAUGUCUCACAAGAAGAACAUGACGACGAUCAAGAACGAUAUUUUGAUAAAAUCGAACGAAUAAAACGAAAGGAAAAUGAAAAAGCUCAUGCACCAAUAAUUCGUCCGACAAAGAAAUUAGAUAUGUCGCAAAAAUGGGAACAGAUGAUGUCAAACAAAACUGAUGAUUAA